Molecule: messenger RNA, 678 nt
Organism: Medicago truncatula (barrel medic)
Lineage: Eukaryota; Viridiplantae; Streptophyta; Magnoliopsida; Fabales; Fabaceae
Exons: 1
Coding region: 181-678 (165 amino acids)
Source: RefSeq, a predicted model, not a curated record
CUGCGGUCAUGAACUAAACGAAUUUGUUGCCCGAAAUUCGGGAGUCAAUUUCAAUUUCGCUGUGGACGUUGAUUCGAAUUCCAUUGUUAUGUUGAAGCUUGUAUGUUAUGAGGUUCCCUCCAAUCUGCAAUGCUUAAGUGAGGUAAAUUUUAAACCAUUCUCAUCUAAUCACCUGAUUGCAUGCCACCGAAACCACCUGAUGUCGUCCACACAUCGUCACUCAAUCUGCCUUUCUCAUUUACUACCAAAGGACAAAUUGGUGAUGCACUUGCUCCAAUGAUUGCAAGAGGGAUGAUGUUGGGCACAAAUCAACAUGUAAUAUUGCAUAUGCUUGAUAUUGAACCAACAUUAGAGGCACUUAAAGGGGUGAAGAUGGAGCUAAUUGAUGUUGAUGUUGCGGCAGCUGGAUAUGUCGACAAGUCUGCUAAUAUUGAGAUGGACAAGUUAUCUAUUGCUCCUUAUGGAUUUGAGAAAUCAACAUGGGAUCCUUCAACAGACUAUUUUCUUCCAGAAAAUUUUAAUGCUAAAAAUAACAAUGGAAAAUCUGUUUGCAAAGUUGCGUUACUGCAGCGGCUCGGGUUAUCUGAACAUUCUUCUACUAUUCUUGUUGGAUGCAAUUUUUCAGAAGGAGCUGAUAUUGAUGAAAAAAAAAAUGAAGGAUAUUAUUCUGAAUGCUAA